AUGGUCAAACGCAAGGUCGCUGCCCUCGAGAAGCUCGACGCUGACUUCGCGAGUCUGCAGCAGAAGAUCCGUCGCGAUCCCAAAUCGUACAAGGAGGAGUUUCUGAAGCAAUGGGAACAGUAUGAGGCGCAGCGCGAGAUCUUUCUCGUGUCUCCCGGGACCGCAACCGCCGACUCGGUCGAGUCCUUUCACAACAUUAUCGACCUGAUCGCCCACGUCGCCGAUUGCUACAAGGAGGAGACGGCGACUUUCGCCGACGAUCUCAAGGCCAUUCUAACUCAGCAUCAUGUAAUUCUGCAUCCUGAGCUGCGGGAAAAGAUCGUGGGAAGCUUGGUGCUUCUCCGACGGAAAGAGGUUAUCGACUCGACUAGCGUCCUCACCACGCUCUUCCCGAUUCUCGUGUCGUCGCCGAGCAAGACCCUGCGCGAGGUGUUGUUUCAAAAGAUUCUAAGCGAUCUGCGAAACUCCAACACCAAGUCCAUCAACCAUCCUCUUAACCGUACCAUCCAGACCGUCCUCUACAACCUCGUUACCGCCGACCGAUCCUCCCCCCGAGCUAUCUGGGCUAUUAAGAUCACCCGUGAGAUGUGGAAGCGGCAAUUCUGGACUGAUUCAAAGCCCGUCGAUGUCAUGAAGGAGGCCUGCUUGUCCGACAAUGAGAAGGUUGUGGUCGGUGCCACGCGCUUCUUCCUCGGCGGAGACAAGGAGCGAGAAGAGCUUGAGGAUGAGAGCAGUGACGAAGAUAUCGACCUCAGCCAGGUCAGGCAUCAAAUUGGAAUCAACAAGAAGACCAAGAAGACGAAAAAGGCUUAUGAGAGGGCUGUUGAGAAGGUGAAGCGUGCUGAGCGCAAGAAGGACAAGCCUCAUCCGCUCAACUUCUCCGCUCUUCACCUUCUCCACGACCCCCAGGCCUUUGCCGAGCAGCUCUUCUCGAAGCACCUACAAAACACCAAGGCAAAGCUGUCCCUGGAUACGAAACUAUUAGUCACCCAGCUGGUGACACGACUCGUCGGUCUACACAAGCUCACGAUUGUGUCCCUCUACUCCUGGUUCAUCAAGUUCCUUACUCCCCGACAACAGUCUGUCACAUCAUUCCUGGCCUCCUUGGCUCAGGCAGUGCACAACCUGGUGCCUCCUGAUGUACUGGAGCCGCUGAUUCAGAAGAUUGCGAACGAGUUUGUCUCGGAGGCCUCUGCCGCAGAGGUCGCAGCCGCUGGUCUCAACUCGAUCCGCGAAAUUUGUGCUCGACAACCUCUGGCCAUGACUGAAACCCUACUACAAGAUUUGGUUCAGUACCGCAAGAGUAAGGACAAGGGUGUCAUGAUGGCUGCCAAGGGUCUUCUUUCGCUCUACCGAGAAGUUGGCGCUGAGCUCUUGAAGAAGCGGGAUCGUGGCAAGGAUGCCACCAUCAACCUCAAGGCUGGCAUCCAGGCCCAACGCAAGUAUGGUGAGGAAGAUGCUGGUGGUAUCGAGGGUCUGGAACUCCUGGCGAAGUGGAAGGAGGAGGAAAAGAUCCGCAAGCGAGUCGCCAAGGGUCUUCCCGAGAAGGCUGGAAGCGACGAGGACGAAGAGGACGACGGCUUCAAGUCUGAUGAGUGGGAGGUUGACUCUGAUGACAGCAGCGACUCGGGUGGCUGGAUUGAUGUCCAUCACUCUUCAGAUGAGGAGGAGGAUGAGCCUGCGUCUAAGAAGCAAAAGACAGGUGAUGAUGACGAGGAUAAGAAGGAGAAGGAGGCUGAGAUUGAGCGAAUUUCUAAGCUCGCGACAACAACCAUCCUCACACCCGCUGAUCUAGCCAAGCUUCAGGAGCUUCGAACAUCCGCCGCCCUUGACAAGGCAUUGGGCAACCGAAAGAAGCGCCAGGAGAUGGAGCAGCGACAUAUUGAUGACGGUCUGACGUCUGAGCAGAUCGAGGCACCCGCCCGUCUGCGCAAGUUGACCAAGGAGGAGCGCGUUGCUCUCGCCAAGGAAGGCAAGCCAGACCGCGACGAGCACAAGAGCACACAGGCGAUCCGAAAGUCCAAGCUGCAGGCUUCGGGCAAGAGUACAAGCAACAGGGAGAAGGAGCGCAAGAAGAACAUCUUUAUGACCAUGGGCAAGGCCAAGAGCAAGCACAAGAGGAGUCUGGUGGAGACGAGAAAGGUGCUCAGAGGGCACGUGGAGAGGAGUACCAGGGGAGGUCGCAGGAGGAACGGAACAUAA
Messenger RNA from Fusarium keratoplasticum, 2202 nucleotides. RefSeq names its product Protein SDA1. Gene Ontology annotation, biological process: ribosomal large subunit export from nucleus; ribosomal large subunit biogenesis. The transcript is spliced from 3 exons. The record is from RefSeq and is a predicted model, not a curated record. Lineage: Eukaryota; Fungi; Ascomycota; Sordariomycetes; Hypocreales; Nectriaceae. Gene Ontology annotation, cellular component: nucleolus. The coding region runs from base 1 to 2202 and encodes 733 amino acids.